UGGUUCAGUCCAAUCAAUCAGAUUUCACCAGGUAGUCUCAGGUAAUAUCAAUCUCAGUAGUUCAUACUUAAUAUAUUUCUAUGUACAUCUGUUGACAAUUGUUGGGGAUCUUGUACUUAUAUUGUUAAAUCCGUGAAAUUGAUGUAAACUGAAGAAUAUCUCAGGAUUUAUCAAUAUUCUUAAAAGAAAAUAAAAAAAAAGAAAUAAACAGGAUUAACAUUAUUUCUGCUGCAGAAAAAAAAAUUGUUAUGUGAAGUUUUAACUGAAAAGUGAUUUUAUUUCAGAAAUUUUUGCUGGAUUUACAGGUUUCAGAAACUUAAAAAAUUAGAAAAAAGUUUAUUCAGAGAAGAUUUUGGAAUAUAAACAAGGAAAAGUUAUUAAAGAUAAAUAUAUACUCCAGGAGAAUUAACAAAGAAAUAUUGUCUUGGAAGAAUUGUGGAGUAUAUUUAAAUCAGAUGUGACUUCUAAAGGAAUAGCAAGUGAUUCAAAUUUCAUUUUAAAAUGAGGAUUUAAAUAAGAUUAGCAGAUUUACAUAUGGAUAUAAUAUAUGAAGUGAAAGUUUUAUAAUGUAAAGGAUGUUAUAGAUAUUUUUUGUUGGAGAUAUAUGUUAUUUGUUAGAUUUCUUCUUCUGAGAUUUGAAAAGCUAGGAAGCUUUCGCGUCCAAUGAACCUUACUUAGCCAGGAACCGACGGCAAUGUCAUGUGGAUUAGCAUCUUACGAUUGUUGCUUCUACUUCUGCACAUUUUGGAAGUCGUGAUAGGAGCAUCAUGGGAACAGCGGCCAACAGAUGUCUCUGCAGCAGUAGGUAGUACUGUCACAUUAACGUGUAAAGUUACGGGUGAUCCUGGUUUUGUAACCUGGAAUAAAAAUGGUAACACACUUGCAGUGGGAACCAGUAUAGUAUCAGGAGAUAAAUCUCGGAUAACUAUACCAGUAGCUUCUAAAUUUAACCUGCAGAUUAGUGAUGUGCAAAAAAGUGACGAUGAUGAUUAUACGUGUAACAUACAAAAUAUACAGCCAGACUCGCAGAAAGCUGUGACUGUUCACCUGACUGUUUUAGUGAUUCCUGGCCCACCAAGUAUUCAAAUCAAUGACACUCGACCACAAAAAGUGGAAAAUGAUGUUGUAUCAUUGACAUGUUCCUCAUCGGGAGGCAAUCCACCUCCUGAAUUUACAUGGACCAAAAAUGGAUUAGUGCUCAAUUCAAAUAAAGUAGAAACAAAAGUCCCAAAAGGAUUAUCGUCUAGUCAAUUAACUGUUCAUUUGGAUUAUAGUGAUCAUUUAGCAUCUUAUUCAUGUAGUGUCAAAAACUCUGUCAAUCAGGAUAAUCCGUUUUCCACAUCAACACAAAUUUCGGUGCUUUAUCAUCCCAGAAUAACAUUUAAACCAUAUAAAGAAUUAUCACUAGAGUUAGGAAGUGCAGGAUCGUUAGAAUGUAAUGUCAGUGCAAACCCACCAGUCACUUCUAUAUCAUGGACCAAAGAUGGACAACCUCUUCAAACCACAGAUUCCCGCAUAGAUUUUUCACCAGCCAGUAAAACUGACAGUGGAUCAUACUCAUGUUCAUGUUCAAAUUCAAUAAAUGGUGUAACUAAACCAGCCUCAGACACAGCAACAGUUAGUGUUUUAUAUCCUCCUGUUGUUACAAUACCAGAAGUUUACGAAGUCAAUGGAUCAGCAACUUUAGAUAUCACAUGUAAUGUUGAUGCCUAUCCCGCUCCCUUUUAUACAAGAUGGCAGAAGACCGACAACAGCAUUCAAUCAAAUAAUGACCGGUUAACAAUUGAUAAUAUCAAACGUUCACACAAGGGCAACUACUCAUGUAUCUCCAAGAAUGCUAUGAGACCAUCGGGACAAGAUGAACGUAUUGAAGAAAGGAUUAAAUAUACAUAUCUCUAUGUUAGAUAUUCCCCUGGAAGUUCUAAUAUUGCUCCAGUAUCACCUGUUUUUGUAGGAAAUUCUCUCACUCUUUCGUGUUCAGUUAGUGAUCCAGGCUAUCCAGCACCAACAUAUGAAUGGAGAAAAAUUGAAACCAACCAGUUAUUAGCAACAGAAACCUCAAGACUUGUAAUUAAUGGAGUUACGUUACAAGAUAAUGGGAAUUACUCCUGUACACCUAAAAAUAUGAUGGGGAUGGGAGGCAUAAGUACAGUCCAUGUAGUUGUCAAUGAGAAACCAACAUAUGUUGGUGUUCAUAAAGACAAAGAUACUAUAUACAACAACAGAACAGGUUAUUGGUUACAGUGUAAAGUUCGUGGACGUCCAGAACCAUUGAUUCAGUGGUAUAAAAAUGGCAAACCUUUGGAUACAUCGGGGAAAUUAUACAGAUUAACCACAACUGUUCUACCUAUCGACACAUUCAGCUUCCUUGUCACUAGUCAAGUUUAUUUACAAGGAAGUGAUCGUGUUGGCACAACAACUCCACAGAUCUCAGAUGUGGCUAGUUAUACUUGUAAAGAAACCACAUCAAACAUUAAUCAUACCACACAACUAUUUAUAUACUUUCCACCAACCAUAACUCCAGAUGAGAAGGAAGCUUCCAUUGCUGGUGGUACAGCUCAGUUAAAAUGUAUUGGAGAAGGCUAUCCUGUACCAAACUUUGUGUGGAAGAGGAGUAAUGCUGUGAUUAGUUCUGGAGGGAGACUUACAAUUCAUCAAAUCAAAGUUAUCAGUGUAACUAGAUCUGAAAGUAUUCUACAGAUAGAUAGAAUAGUUGGUCAAGAUUUCGGACCUUAUACUUGUGAGAUGUCAAAUCAGUUUGGAAAAACAACUAAAACCAUAACUUUAACAGUCAAAAGUAAACCAGAAGCACCUACAGGAUUGUCAAGUCCAAAAAGGUCAUGGGACAAAGUGACAUUACGAUGGACUCCUGGUUUUAAUGGAGGGUCGUACCAAGCAUUUGUUGUAAAGUACAAAAGUAAUCCUCCUAAUGCAGGGGACCAAUCAAUUAGAGUUAUGCCUGACAAUGCUACAGAAUUUACUGUUUCCAAUCUGUUACCCAGUAUUGCCUAUGUUUUCCAAGUUUGUGGAUAUAAUGAGUUAGGAGAAGGUGACUUAUCAGAUUCUAUCACAAUUACAACUAAUGGCUAUACAUUCCCAUUUAUUAAAGAGACACCAGAGUUUUCUGGCGACAACAAAGAAUUAAUCUUGAAUCUCGAUGUAAACAGCACUUUCUGUGUGAAGGUCAAGGUCAGCACCAAUGGUGGACAGUCAUGGCAGACCUUCACCAAUAAUGACCUAGAAUGUUUUGAUGCCAAUGUUGCUAAGAUGAUCAUUACAACCAAUGGAGUAGACAGAAUGAACGUGUCCCUUUGUCUUGUAGAGCGUAUGGAUGUCUGUGGCCUUCCUGUUUCUGUUAGAAUUAGUUCCAGUAGUACUCCAGAUUUGACUGAAACCGAAGUGAUUAUCAUUGGGUGUGUGUGUGCAGCUAUAUUGGUAGCACUUUUAACUGUACUAGUGUGUAUUAUUUGUCGAAGAAGAAAAUUAGCCAAACAGUUACCUCCACAAACGCGACACUCGGUGCGAUUUGCAACCAACGACAAAUACCAGACUGUAGCUUUUGAGUAUCUAAGAUCAACAAAUCUAGCAGCAAACGGACAUGCCAUUCCUCCCCAGAAACCACCUCGAGGUUAUGAAAACACAGGUAUACAAGGAUUAGAUUUAGUUCAAACUCAUGGAGCGCAUGCUGGUGUUUCGUAUAUUAAUCCAUCUUAUUCUCAUGACGAUUAUUCUGAAAUGAACAGAAAUGGUUACCCACCUUUCCCACGACAUAAUGGGAAUGUCCCAAUCGAUCAUGAUUCGUCUUAUGAUCCAGAAUAUGAAAAUGAAAUGAAUAGGCUCAAUGCCAAUAAGUCCAAUUAUUUUAAUGAAAAGCAAGCAGACAUUUCAUUUACUGGUUCACCAAGAUCACCAAUUAAAGAAAAACAAUAUAUAGAUAUGUCUUCAGAACAUAGAAAAGGAGAUUUAAUCAAUGGACAAGAAAGUGGAUAUAAUACUCCUGAUAACCCAAAACCACCAAAAAAGGUUAUUUAUGAAGUUGUUGUAUAAAUUGUCUCCCUUGACUGAUGUUGUUCGUUUUAUGCAACACUUCAACAUGUCUUCUUCAGAUGUUUUCAUCCAUGACCUUUUAACCUUUGUGCUUUAUAUUUUCGGUUAUUUCUAGGCAUGGAUUUGUGUGCUAAUAUCCGUAACUUUUAUGGAUAGAAAAACCAUUUCUGUAAUGUUGUGAUUGCCGAUUUAACUGUUGUUUGCACAAUUGACUGGUCAAUUUCCAUACUUGCUAAUGGAAAAGAUGGAAAGAAAAAUGGAUGAGAAAUGGUUCAAGUAAGAAAAUGCACAUUGCAUGAAUGUGUUGUUACUCUUCCUGAAGAAGUGCAAUGGAUGACUGAAUUAAGCUUUUAAAAAGUGCAAUUAAAAUACAAUAAUAGGGAGAAAUGGUGAUCUCCUGAAGGAAAAAUACAUUGAUACGCAAUAACUUCCUACAUUAUGGAGAAAACAAAUAUGCAUACUUUUCAGGUGAAAAAAACUUCAUUACAUGAUUGCCUCAUUUGCCAUUUUCAUCAUAUGACUUCAUUUGUAUACAUCAUGAAUCAUGUGACUUAUGCAUAGAACUAUUCUGCACAAAAUGAAUCCAAAGGAUUGUAUUGGUGCUUUUGUAUAUGGAGAUUAUAAAUGCAGUGGAUGAAAAUGUAAGAGGUCUGUUGCUGUAUGAAUAUUUUCUGGUGCUUAGCAUAAAUAAUGACGAAACAUUUUAGUUUUUUAGUUUAUUUGGAAUGUUUUUGUACUUCAGCAUCUGUCUCUUAUAAAAACUAUUUGGCUUUUCUUUUUAAACUUAAUAGUUUUGCAUAAUGGCUUAAAAUGUUUAAAUGUUCUAUAGUCAUAAAGUAGUAUUUUUUGCUCACAUUCAAGCAUAAUUUUGACAUUUUUUGGCAGGGAUUAUCAGUUAAACCAAUUUAAAAAAAAAAAAUUUGUUGCGAUUAUCUCGCACGAUUAUCUCACACUUUUGAAAUAUUUCAAUGAUUUCUUUACUUAUGUUCCAAUAAGGGUUUUAAAUAAAUUAUUAAUGACCAUUUAUAUCAAAAUGUUUGUAUAAACAAACGUCCAUUUUUUCAUCAAGAUCAAAAUAUUUUUAUGACUUGUUGUUGUCUGUAUGUAAUAUGUGGUUAUGAAUGAAUGAAUGGAUGAAUGAAUGUAGAGUUUUGAUCAGAAAGGGCUUUAAAAGCAUGAGAAACAAUUAUGCAUGUAUGUGAACUAGAUUAUUUUUGAUAAAACAAUGUUGAAAACACAAGUCCCAAAAAGAAAAAUAUUUUGAAUAUAAACUUUCUACUGAUAAGAUCUACAACUUUUUAUCCCAAUCUAGUUAUUUGGGAAGAAAACUAUGUAAUGUUCCUUUUGUCAAUGGACCAAGUAGAAAAAAAUUAGUUGUUGCCCUUAGUUAUUUGGAAAGGGAGAUAAAUAAAUGAUUAUAAAAUCUUUACUUUGAAGAAUGAUGAACAUUUAAAAGUUACAUCCCUUUAUCUUGUCCAUUAGGGGAGAUAGUAAAUAGCCUCCUUACAGUUCUAAUUGCAAAAAAUGAAAAAUUUCAACUUGGAAAGUCGCUUCAAAAAGCAACAGACAUGUGAUUCAUAUAUCUUCUGUUUUCUAAAACAUUUAUCCAUACCCAUCAGAAACAUACUUUUGGAUUUAUCUCCCUUUCAAUGUUCACGUAACUUCCAAACAAAAAAGGUUUAAGACAUGAAUUACUUGCAGCAAACUGUAAUUGAUGUGUUUUUAACUCAAUUCAAAAGGCAUUUAUUAUAGAGUAAAUGUAUGAGUUGAAUAUGUGCGAGAUAAAUGCCAUAUUGUAUAAAUGAUUGUUAAUUUAAUUAGAAUAAUGAUAAAUAGUUAGAGUAAUUAGCAAAUAUCAAAAUAAGUUAUUUUUCCCAACUUAACUAUAACUAAGUAUUAACCCUGAUAUUGUAAAAGGAAAGAUACUAUAAAAUCUUAAACAGCUAAAGAAUCUAGUUUAUAAACUAAUAUUUAUUUCGAAUAUUUUGUUAACAAAACAUAAUGUGAAUUAAAGUUUUAAUUAAUUUAAUUGUAAUUUAAUAAAGUUGGUAUGUUAAGAUUUUUAUUUAUGAAAUAUUCGUUCAAUUUUUACCAGUUUUAAAUGUUAACAAUGUUUUAUUAAGGUUAAAUUUCGUGUUCUUAAUUACAAUUGUUACUUUGUUCCCAAUUGUUUUGGAAAGAAGUAUUUGGAUCAUCACAUAAAGUGCAUGAGUUUUAUAUAUUGUAUUAUGUAGCAUAUGUAUUAUAAAUUUUUAUAUGAAACAUUUGUUGAGAAAAAAAUAAAGAUAUAUAUAUUACUA
Molecule: messenger RNA, 6347 nt
Organism: Mytilus californianus (California mussel)
Lineage: Eukaryota; Metazoa; Mollusca; Bivalvia; Mytilida; Mytilidae
Product: cell adhesion molecule DSCAM-like
Exons: 22
Coding region: 700-4047 (1115 amino acids)
Biological process (GO): cell-cell adhesion
Cellular component (GO): cell-cell junction
Molecular function (GO): cell adhesion molecule binding
Source: RefSeq, a predicted model, not a curated record